This is a messenger RNA of Darwinula stevensoni, 192 nucleotides long. Lineage: Eukaryota; Metazoa; Arthropoda; Ostracoda; Podocopida; Darwinulidae. The record is from the annotation of a GenBank genome assembly.
AUGGAGACCACUCCUUCAACUAAGCAUCCAUCAGUUGCUGACGGACUGGUGGGACCCAUGAGAAGGCAACUGAAGCUGAAGCUGACUGAGCAGCUCAUUGCUGAUCCCAUGCUGGAACAAGACUGGUUCCACAUGAGGAUAAGUGCAAGGCUCCUGAUAGGUGUCAUCAACUGGAAUUUAUGCAAUAUCUGA